Molecule: messenger RNA, 1051 nt
Organism: Sphaeramia orbicularis (orbiculate cardinalfish)
Lineage: Eukaryota; Metazoa; Chordata; Actinopteri; Kurtiformes; Apogonidae
Product: immunoglobulin lambda-1 light chain-like
Exons: 3
Coding region: 114-851 (245 amino acids)
Biological process (GO): response to bacterium
Source: RefSeq, a predicted model, not a curated record
UCUGGACAGUAAAGGACGUUUACUCCACACACUGACAACAUGCUGGUGACCCUCUGCACUCUCAUCACUGCUCUAACAUGUAAGAUAUUCUCCUGCUUCUGUUAUACACACAUAUGAUCAAAUAUGAACCCUUCAUUCAUGGAUUUUUCUGUUUGUUGACAGAUGUUGAUGCAGUGAUAGUGCUGACUCAGACGCCUGCUGUCCUCACAGUUUCUGCAGGAAAAGAGGUUGUUCUCGAAUGUAACAUUCAGAGAGAUGAUAGCCAAUAUGUCAGAUGGUAUAAACAGGUUCCUGGUGGAGCUCCUCAGUUUGUUAUGGACUUUUAUCAUACUGACAGUAACACCGACUAUGGAACAGGAUUCUCCUCUGAUCGAUUUAACACUAAAUCUACAUCAGAUAUUGAUUACCAGUUAAUCAUUAGUCGUGCAGAGGUAGGAGACUCUGCUCAGUAUUUCUGUCAGACAUGGGAUGAUUCUGCUGAUGAAGACGUAUUCGGACCAGGCACCAAGCUGACUGUGACAAGCUCCAGCGUCCCUCCUCCUGUCCUGACAGUCUUCCCUCCGUCCACUGCUGAGCUCCAGUCCAACAAAGCCACUCUGGUCUGUCUGUCCAGUCAGUCUGUGGCUUUUGCACAUGUGACCUGGUUGGCUGCUGGGAGUCCGCUGAGCACUGGGAUCUCUACCAGCACCGCUGUUCAGCAACCAGACCAGACUUUCCAAAUCAGCAGCUAUCUGUCCAUCCAGACGUCAGACUGGAACACGGAUCAGGUUUACACAUGUCAAGUGUCUGUGGGCUCCCAGACUUCCGAGAAAAACAUCAACAAGUCAGCGUGUCCCACUGAGCAACAGUAGAGGAGCACAAUGACCAUCUGAAACCUGCUUCUGCACCGUCUGUGCUCUGUGCUCUGUACAAGGUUUACAUGAUACACAACAUGUGUCUGCAUGUUUGGAACAAAUGUUGGAACAGUUUCAUUUAGAUGUUGCAUCAGCUUUGCAAUCGCUACAUUUUCAAUCCAAUAAAAUCUCUGUGAUCAAAAAUGUUUGAGUUUCGU